Messenger RNA from Orycteropus afer afer, 948 nucleotides. Its product is annotated as olfactory receptor 139-like. Gene Ontology annotation, cellular component: membrane. Gene Ontology annotation, molecular function: G protein-coupled receptor activity; olfactory receptor activity. Gene Ontology annotation, biological process: G protein-coupled receptor signaling pathway. The record is from RefSeq and is a predicted model, not a curated record. Bases 1 to 948 code for a protein of 315 amino acids. NCBI's taxonomy places the organism in Eukaryota, Metazoa, Chordata, Mammalia, Tubulidentata, Orycteropodidae. The transcript has 3 exons.
AUGGAUCUAGGAGCCUCAGGAAACUGUUCAGUUGUGACUGAUUUUGUCCUGCUGGGCCUGACAGAGACCCCAGUUCUACAGUCCAUCCUCUUUGUCAUCUUCCUUCUUGCUUAUGUAGCUACUAUUGGUGGCAAUUUCAGCAUCCUGGCUGCCAUUCUCACUGAGCCCAAACUCCAUACCCCUAUGUACUUCUUCCUGGGUAACCUGUCCCUGCUGGAUAUUGGAUGCAUCACUGUCACUGUCCCUGCCAUGCUGAGACAUCUCAUGUCCCAUGAUAGGAGCAUUCCCUAUGGAUCCUGCCUCUCACAGCUCUUUUUCUUCCACCUCCUGGCUGGGGUGGACUGCUUCCUCCUCACUGUCAUGGCAUAUGACCGCUAUCUGGCCAUCUGCCAGCCCCUUACUUACAGCACCCGCAUGGGCUGGGGGGUCCAACGGGCCAUGGUGGCCAUGUCAUGUGUCUUUUCCUUCUCCAAUGCAUUGACUCAAACUGUUGCUUUGUCUACUCUUAACUUCUGUGGCCCCAAUGUGAUCAAUCACUUCUACUGUGACCUCCCACAGCUCUUCCAGCUCUCCUGCUCCAGCACCCAACUCAAUGAGAAGUUACUCUUUGUGGCAGCAGCCUUCAUGGGUGUGGCCCCCUUGGUCCUCAUCACUGUGUCCUAUGCCCAUGUGGCUGCUGCUGUUCUACGAAUCCACUCAGCUGAGGGCAGGAAGAAAGCAUUCUCCACUUGUGGCUCCCAUCUCACUGUGGUCUGCAUCUUUUAUGGAACUGGCUUCUUCAGUUACAUGCGUCUGGGCUCAGUCUCAGCCUCGGACAAAGACAAGGGGAUUGGCGUCCUCAAUACCAUCCUCAGCCCCAUGCUCAACCCAGUCAUCUACAGCCUCCGGAACCCUGAUGUACAGGGAGCCCUGAAGAGGGUGCUCACAGGGAAGAAGCCCCCAGAAUGA